Messenger RNA from Gossypium raimondii (Peruvian cotton), 1042 nucleotides. Its product is annotated as protein PARTING DANCERS homolog. Lineage: Eukaryota; Viridiplantae; Streptophyta; Magnoliopsida; Malvales; Malvaceae. The transcript has 8 exons. The coding region runs from base 71 to 868 and encodes 265 amino acids. Gene Ontology annotation, biological process: resolution of meiotic recombination intermediates. The record is from RefSeq and is a predicted model, not a curated record.
UUUGAAUUUCCCGCCCAAGUUUUCCACGGUUCAUUUGGUGUCAGUUGGAAGAUCUAAAUUUUAGCUCGAAAUGGCGAAUUUCAAAUCAGGCUACGCGGAUCCAGUGCUUGAAAAUCCAUGUUCCAAGGUUACGAAGAGUUCAGGAAUUUUCGCUUCAAUGUGUCAAUUAAUUUGUUUUAUUAAAGCAGUUUCUGCUGGGGUUUGCAUGAUGAACACUACCUGGAGGGACCAACAACACCCAUCUUUCAUCAGUUUCAUCUCCUCCUUCCUCGCUGCAAAUUCUUUCCGCCUUAACUUUGUUCCAAUUUCCCCUGACUUCAUUUUCAAUUGUGGAGGAUUGUCUGUAGCAUUUAUUUUUGUAACAAAAUGGGAUUGCGGCAAUGUCGGAACAAUAUUCAGCAGGGCAAAAAAGCUCAAGGCUCAGUUUGCUCAUCUCUACGUCACUCUUAACCUUCCAACUAGGGACCAAAAUGAUUCUUUUCUGUGCUCUUACUUCAAGUAUGAAAUGCAGCUUGGUAGACCUACAUUUGUGCCAGUUCAAGACAUUGAGAUGGGUUUUGAAAAGAUUGUGAAGAUAGCUCACUCUUGUGGAGUUAGCAAACAGCAAGAGGUUAAAUCAAAAUUGAAAGCUGAGAGGAACCAAUCAGUGCAGGAGUUGGAAAAUUUCAUUAGAGUGGUAACAUCCAUACCAGGGAUUGAUAACCACGAUGCAAAUGCGCUAAAUCAAGCAAUUGGUUCAAUUGAAGGGAUUGCUAAAGCAUCAAAAGAAUACAUUUUAGAAACUACAGACCUUUCUGCUGACAAAGCUGAGACAAUUGUAAGGUUUUUCAGAGAUUCAAAGUUUUACCUCUGUCCUAAAAUCAUUUAAAGAGAAGAAACAAUUAUCACUUCAAAUCAGCAUUUUUUAUAUAGUAUUCAAUAUGGUAUAAACACCGAGGUAUUUUGUUUUUUUUCUUUUUAAUUUUUGGUGUUGGAAUCGUCAGAUCUUACUAAAACUCAUAUUGAUAUAUGAAAUGCAAACAUUGUCUUGCCUGUUUGUUUA